AAUCCGCCCCGUGGACGCAUUCGCUCGUACGCUUCGUCCAAAGCGGACUUGAGUAGUAGAGACUUGUCGUCGCCGUUGCCGUAGUCCUCGUCGUUUGUUGUAGUCGAACCGUAGCAGCCGGACGGAUCGAGGCCGAAGAGGACGUAUCAUCGGGAUAUUAAAAAAAAAAAAAAACGGAAAGCGCGCGGCGGAAAGUUCGAGCGGAGAGAGCGUCAAGAUCAACGGGAAAUUCGUUGGUGUAAUUUCUGGCUAAGCGGCAGUGAAGAGAGCUCACGCAUCUUCCUGCACCACUUGUACCUGCAGCGCAUCAAGUGAGCCCUGGUCAGGCCGAGAAACGACGAUUGAGAGACAGCCGAGUCGAUCGAGCGUCGAGCCGAGAAACCGCCGAAAUUAGUCGUUAUCAGAGAAGUCUGGAAAAGAAGAGUAACAAGGAAGACAUGAUGGCAGUUGCAGCAGCCCAGAAGAACCGCGAGAUGUUCGCUAUCAAGAAGUCCUACAGUAUUGAGAAUGGAUAUCCAGCGCGACGACGUUCUCUCGUGGACGAUGCCCGUUUUGAGACGCUGGUCGUCAAGCAGACGAAGCAAAGCGUGCUCGAGGAAGCUCGACAGCGGGCGAAUGACACGAAUGUCGAUCAGACGAUCACUUGCGCUCAAGAAGAACAAGGCCAGGGAGAGCAUUACACCGACGUUUCAUCAAGCGACGAUGAACAGAUGGAGUCGUUGGUCUGCGCGGCGAAGAAGCAAGAAGCAAAAGCCGAGGCCUCAUCGGACAGCGACGGGAAACCGGAUGACGAUUACGAUGACGAUGCCGGACUAACCGAAGAGGAGGUAGUGCUCGCUAAGACCAUAGCUGAGUCGCCGGAGAGCGAGCACAGCGUGCAGAAAGCGGCGCUGGUGUUGCGAUUGCGGGAGGGCAUCGGCUCCUUGGGCAGGAUCUUGAAGACGAUCGAGAAUUUCAAGGGCACGGUCACUCACGUGGAGUCACGGCCCUCCAAGAGGGAGGGCGUGCAGUUCGAGGUGCUCGUCAAGGUCGACAUGAGCAGGCAGAGCCUGUUGCAGCUGAUUAGGAAUCUGCGACAGAGCUCGGCUCUGGACGGCGUGACCUUGCUCGCCGACAACUCCGUCAGCAUCAAAGACCCCUGGUUCCCCCGCCACGCUUCCGAUCUCGACAACUGCAACCACCUGAUGACCAAGUACGAGCCGGAUCUCGACAUGAACCACCCGGGUUUCGCCGACAAGGAGUAUCGCGCCCGACGCAAGGUCAUCGCCGAAAUCGCCUUCGCUUACAAGUACGGCGACCCGAUACCCAGCAUCCCCUACACCGAGACAGAGAACGAGACCUGGUCGCGCGUUUUCAACACCGUGCUCGAUCUUGUGCCGAAGCACGCGUGCGUCGAGUACCAAAGGGUCUUCAAGAAGCUACAGGAGGAGAGGAUCUUCGAGUCCCAUCGUAUCCCGCAGUUGCAGGAGGUCAGCAAUUUCUUGAAGAAAAACACGGGAUUCACUCUCCGACCGGCCGCCGGUCUCUUGACGGCGCGGGACUUCUUGUCUAGCCUUGCCUUCAGGAUAUUCCAAAGCACUCAAUAUGUUCGCCAUAUCAACAGCCCAUACCAUACUCCUGAACCAGAUUGCAUUCACGAGCUCUUGGGUCACAUGCCGCUUUUGGCCGAUCCUAGCUUCGCUCAGUUCUCGCAAGAGAUUGGUCUGGCGUCUCUCGGUGCCUCGGACGAGGAAAUCGAGAAGCUGUCGACCAUUUACUGGUUCACCGUCGAGUUCGGCCUCUGCAAGGAGGGUCCUGAGGUCAAGGCUUAUGGUGCUGGCUUGUUGUCGGCCUAUGGCGAGCUGUUGCACGCGUUGAGCGAUAAGUGCGAGCACCGAGCUUUCGAUCCGCCAAGCACCGCUCUCCAGAAGUACCAAGAUCAGGAAUAUCAGCCGAUAUAUUACGUAGCCGAGAGCUUUGAGGACGCCAAGGAGAAAUUCCGUCGUUGGGUGGCCACCAUGAGCCGGCCAUUCGAGGUCAGAUUCAAUCCGCAUACACAGCGCGUCGAAGUUCUCGACAGCGUCGACAGGCUGGAAGGUCUGAUGGCCCAGCUUAACACCGAGAUGACCCACCUCACGAACGCCAUCACCAAAAUCAAGGCAUCCUUUGCAGCGUGUUGCUCUUUGAUAGAUCUCGUCGCAAAUGGAUUGAAAUUCGUUCUCAGCAUGACCGAAAAUGCGUAUGAGGAUAAAAAAGCGAAGACUAGUCAGCAAGAUGAUCAGCUUGAGACACAGUCGAUUCAAGAACUAUAUAAAAAAAUACAUGUAAACGAUACCAAGCGUCAUCGUGAACAAGAGCACGUCAAUAAAAUAGAUGAUAUAGAUGACAGCGAUAAUAUGAUGAAGAGGUCAUGGAAGAAGAAGCAGUCCCAUGCAAAACUCAACGUUGAAGAGAAAUACCAACGAUACAACAAUCACAACCGCCAUCAUCACCAUCAUCGUCAUCAUCAAAAUGCAGACAUCAAGGACGUAUCGUUGAGAUCCUGUGCAUUGAUGCAGCUAACCUUGAAGAGGCCGCUGCAAGUGACGAUGAUCGACGAGGAACGUAAGAAUGACAAUUCAUCAAUUCUGCAGGAUGCCUCCUCGAAAACGAGAAUAAUGGCGUGCAACGUGAAAGCGGAUAACAUGAAAGAUGAUACUAAUCUGCGACAAGAAAAACUUACCAGAGAUCAUGAAGAUUAUACUGCAAAAAAUAUUAGUUAUGCAUUCCCGUCGACACCCCGCCAGCAAUUCGAUCGAGAUACGAUCCGACAGAAGAUCCUGCAAAGGGCGACGGUGAGAAAAUAACGGGCAAUCGGGCGACAGAAGUAAAGGGCAUCUUAGCUAAUCGUGGUAAAUGUUCAUAGUAUGACGUCAAAUGCAAUUAGAGGCAUCAGAAGGAAGAAGAGUUCGCUGUGCGAAGUCAAAGUGGCUGUGAUAGGAGCUCCGGGAGUCGGCAAAAGCGCAUUGACAGUGAGAUUUCUGACGAGGAGGUACAUCGGAGAAUACGAUCACCAAUCAGAAACUAGAUACAAGCAUGAGGUACUAGUUGACGGAGAACCUAUUCUUUUCGAGAUUUUAGAUACGUGCCCAAAGAGCGGGGAUGAAUUACCAUCGAUGGAAACUUUGCAAUGGGCGGACGGCUUGCUGUUGGUUUAUUCGAUAACAGACAGGGGAUCCUUUAAUUUCGUGAGGAAAGCGAAGGAAGCCCUCGCGGUAGCCGAUCCUGAAGCCGCAAUGCCUCUUGCUCUUGUUGGAAAUAAAGCUGAUAUGGUCCAUUUACGGCAAGUCAGUGCCGAAGAAGGAGAGAUCUUGGCUAAGGAUUUCGAAUGUUGGUUCAGCGAAAUAACCGCUGCCGAGCAGGUUGCUCAGGUCGCGGAAUCCUUCCACGAAUUAUGCAGAGAAGUUCUCGCAGCCAGAAGAAGGAACAAACAGUCUUUGUUGGACAGAAUGCUCGGCAGCAACAAGACGCGUGCUUAUUCGCGAGGGAAAAGCGACUCUGCUCUGCCGAAGGAAUAGACGUCGCCGUCCGCUCGAAUAUCAUAAAAGAAAGUGCAUCUUAAUAAGAGAACGAUAAUACUGCAUCUUUAAGAAAAUGAUUAGGACAAUUUGGAUAAUUAUAAUUCGUAUGAUUCACACCAUCCAGGACAAUUUAUAUCUGUCUAAUUAAGAAAAAUAUGAAGAAAGAUACGAAGCUACAAAUACCAAAGAAAAUAUAAAUUUGUACAGUAAUGAGAUUUAUAUCAAUUAGUAUAAAAUGUACAAAUUUUUAUAGUAUAAUCUUUUCACAAUACGCGGAUUAUAUAAAUUUUAAUUAAAGUUAAGAUUCUGAGAUAUAUACAAAUUCAGAAAGAAGUAUAAUACAAAAUGGCCAACUCUGAUUCUAACUGUCCCACGUUUAUCACAUUACCAGAAAAAACAAGCGUUGUGCAAUCUUUUCAAUCCAAAAGGCUGAUUGUGAGCGUGAGUUAUAUACGAAUAGUUUACGCCUAAGUGUUAUAACAUACUAUAAUUAUUCUAUAUUUAUUUUGUACUUACAAUGAGAUAUCAUGACAAUAAAUUAUGCCAACAAAUUUUACUUA
Messenger RNA from Odontomachus brunneus, 4099 nucleotides. RefSeq names its product tyrosine 3-monooxygenase (gene ple). Gene Ontology annotation, cellular component: perikaryon; cytoplasm; axon. NCBI's taxonomy places the organism in Eukaryota, Metazoa, Arthropoda, Insecta, Hymenoptera, Formicidae. The record is from RefSeq and is a predicted model, not a curated record. Gene Ontology annotation, molecular function: GTPase activity; iron ion binding; tyrosine 3-monooxygenase activity. The transcript has 16 exons. Gene Ontology annotation, biological process: dopamine biosynthetic process from tyrosine.